AUUUUUUAUUGACUGAAUCAAAUAUUACUCCUUGAAGAAUAUUCAACCCUCGAAGCUUAUAAAUUGGCAAGAAGGAUAGAACAAUUUUCAUAUCCUACAAACAAACUACAAUUCAAAAAAGAGAUAUAAAUGGCUAUUACCCGUGUUGCUCUCUGCCUUAGUUUUGCAUUCCUCUUCUAUGUGGUUGGAGGAGCUACGGUGACAUUCACGAAUAGAUGCAGAUACACAGUAUGGCCAGGAACCCUAACCGGAGACCAAAAGCCUCAACUAUCAAGCACAGGUUUUGUGUUGGCACCCGGAGCAACCAACUCGAUUAACCUUCCUUCUCCAUGGUCAGGUCGAUUUUGGGCACGAACUGGAUGUUCAAACAACAAUGGUAGGGUUAGUUGUGCUACAGCCGAUUGUGCUUCUGGUCAAGUGGAGUGCAAAGGUGCUGGCGCCAUUCCACCGGCAACAUUGGUAGAAAUAACGGUAGCAUCAAAUGGAGGACAAGAUUUCUAUGAUGUCAGCAACGUUGAUGGGUUCAACGUGCCAAUGUCUGUAACUCCACAAGGUGGGAGUGGAGCUUGCAAAUCCUCUAGUUGUCCAAGGAAUAUCAACACCGUGUGUCCGAGUGAACUUCAAUUGAAAGGUUCUGAUGGGAGCGUUAUUGCUUGUAAGAGUGCUUGCUUGGCUUUUAAUACAGAUCAAUAUUGUUGCCGUGGAAGAUACAAUACCGCGGCGACAUGCCCACCCACAAAUUACUCUAAGAUUUUUAAGAACCAAUGCCCUGAUGCUUACAGCUAUGCUUAUGAUGACAAGAGCAGCACUUUCACUUGCUCUGGUAGACCUAGCUAUGCCAUCACCUUCUGUCCUUAAUUGAAAUUCUACCUUCUAAAAAACAGUUAUGCUCUGUUUAAAUAACCUUAAAUAUGAAUAAAAUAUCAUGUAUUUUCAAUUAUUGAAUUGGUGAUAAUGACAUAUCCUAUAUACAAAUUUGAUGAUUGUUUAA
This is a messenger RNA of Trifolium pratense (red clover), 991 nucleotides long. RefSeq names its product thaumatin-like protein 1b. Gene Ontology annotation, biological process: defense response. NCBI's taxonomy places the organism in Eukaryota, Viridiplantae, Streptophyta, Magnoliopsida, Fabales, Fabaceae. The transcript has 2 exons. Gene Ontology annotation, cellular component: extracellular region. The record is from RefSeq and is a predicted model, not a curated record. The coding region runs from base 130 to 858 and encodes 242 amino acids.